Molecule: messenger RNA, 1956 nt
Organism: Naegleria gruberi
Lineage: Eukaryota; Heterolobosea; Eutetramitea; Acrasida; Naegleriidae
Exons: 2
Coding region: 330-1817 (495 amino acids)
Biological process (GO): 'de novo' pyrimidine nucleobase biosynthetic process; 'de novo' UMP biosynthetic process
Molecular function (GO): orotidine-5'-phosphate decarboxylase activity; orotate phosphoribosyltransferase activity
Source: RefSeq, a predicted model, not a curated record
UGAGAGAAUUCAAUAUCGAUUCAAAUUAUCCAUCUCAAAUGAGAAACUUAUACUCAUUACAAUCCUGAUAAUUCUGAUGAUUCUCUCCUCUCUUCACUAUCAAUAUUUUCUUUGAUUCGCACCAAUUCAAGCAAGAGAACCAACAACAAGUCAUGGUCAAUUCAUGUACCCACCUCAAUUUCUUUAAAAGCAAGAUUACCAACCUUGCUUCUUAUUCUCCCUCUCGAAAAAAAACCUCCAAAAUCGACGGCGAGCAGAGAAGAAGGCUUUUUUCGGGGAGCAAAGAGACAUUAAAAACAUCAGCAACAUAACAGAAGAAGAACACGAGAAUGGAAACCACCACAACUAUUGAUAUUCAAGCCUUGAAGAAGGAAUUGGUUUUAGAUUUGAUUCAAAUUGGUGCUUUGAAAUUUGGUAGAUUUACAUUAAAGUCCGGCAUUGUUUCUCCUUUCUAUGUGGAUUUGAGAAUUAUUGGACCAAAAAUGUUGCGCCAAUUUUCUGUACUGUUAUAUCAUGUGAUGACAGUAAAGGGAUUGACAAACAUGGAAAAGAGAGUUAUUUGUGGUGUUCCUUAUAGUGCAUUGACAUUCUCAUCCUGUAUGUCCAUGACUUAUGAUUUACCUAUGGUUAUCUGUAGAAAGGAAAGAAAGCAAUAUGGUACUGGAAAUAUGGUUGAAGGUAUCUACACUAAGAAUGAAACUAAUUGUAUCUUAAUUGAGGAUGUCAUUACUAGUGGAGCUAGUAUUGUAGAAACUGCUGAAAAAUUGGAAAAUGAAGGACUUUUGGUGACAGAUGCUCUCGUCUUUUUGACAAGAGAACAACUUCCACUCACCAAUGGUAUGCACAUCUUGAAGAAGGGAGAAAAGGUUUACAAUGUUCAUCCAUGUUUGACCAUGACAGAAGUCACACAAGUUUUACUUGACGAAGGUAAAAUGUCACAAGAACAAAGAGAAGAUAUUCUUCAAUUUAUUGGCACUAAUACUUUCUCGGAAACCAAGACAACUGCUGUGCCACAAAAGAAGAAGGAACUCACAUUUACUGAAAGAGCUGAAUUGACAAACAAUGAAUUCUCAAAGAAAUUGUUCAAGUUGAUGGAAGAAAAGCAAACUAAUUUAUGUGUUGCUGCUGAUAUUACUAGUAAGGAUGACCUUUUGAAAUUGGCUGAUGAAACUGGUCCAGAAAUUUGCAUGUUAAAGACUCACAUUGAUACUUUGGAUGAUCAACCAGAUGAACAAUUCACUCAACAACUCAAAGAAUUGGCUAAGAAGCACAACUUUUUAAUUUUCGAAGAUAGAAAGUUGGCUGAUAUCGGCCAAGUUGUCAAGCAACAAUAUGCCAGAGGUCCAUUCAAAAUUGCUCAAUGGUCUGAUCUCUGUAAUUCUCACUUGGUUAGUGGUGGAUCUGCUACUGUUAAGGCUUUGAAGGAAUCUCUCAAGGAAGAAAAUAUUACUGAACCAAGAGGUUUGCUCUUGAUUGCUCAAAUGAGUACUGAAGGUGCCACUACUGGUGAAUCCACAAAGCAAGAAGCACUCAAGGUUGCUUUGGAAAAUCCAGAUUUUGUCAGUGGUUUCAUUUGUCAAAGCAAAUUGAGAGAUGAUCUCGAUCAAUUCCUCUACUGCACUCCUGGUGUUAGACUCGAUGUUAAGGGAGAUUCAUUGGGCCAACAAUACAACUCUCCAGAGUAUGUAGUUUGUGAAAAGAAGUGUGAUGUCAUUAUUGUGGGUAGAGGUAUUUACCACGACAAGGAACGUCAAAAUGCUGCCAAGUUGUACAGAAAGCUUGGUUGGGAAGCUUAUCAAAAGAGAAUCCAACAAUAAAUUUCUGAUGAAAUUGUAGGCAAAAAACAAAGUUGUUAAGUGAUUUUCAAAGUUUCAAAAAAUGUUGCCCUACUGUUCGUCGGGGAGCGGCGAAAAUAGUAAAUUUUUGUAAAUAUUUUUAAUAAGUUAUUUAAAAGUG